AUAAGACUAUAAAAACUGUCAAAAUGCUGCUUGUAACAAAGCGGUGAGGGAAAAUGCUAACAUUUCAGGAAGGGCGCUAUUUGUAAGUUGUGUCUUUUGCCAAUAAAGCUUUUGCAGUUUGAAUGUAGUGCGCCCCCUACUGGAGGGACGUGGCUUCGCCGCUGAACCCAGAGCAGCUCUUUCAUUCCGGGAGGCAGCUGUCAGAUUAAAACACAUACAAACACACACGGACGAGGUGCUUAUGAAGGAGUCUGACCAUUAAGUCAAGGCCAAGCAUGAGGAAAAUGUGGUGAAUUUCGCUGAUUCUAUGUACCUUUAAAAAUGCCAGCCGUGACAGCAGGGCUGAAGGAGUUGUACCUUUCAACAUCUUUAGGUGACCUUAAUAAAAAGGCUGAAAUCAAGCCGGAUAAAAUAAGUACGAGGAGCUACGUACAGAGCGCCUGCAAAAUUUUCAAGGCAGCCGAGGAGUGUCGCUUGGACCGAGAUGAAGAAAAGGCUUAUGUCCUGUACAUGAAGUUCCUGACAGUUUAUGACCUUAUCAAAAAAAGGCCUGACUUCCAACAGCAGCAGGAUUUUUUCCAGUCUAUUCUUGGGUCGAGCAGCUUAAAAAAAGCUGUAGAGGAGGCUGAAAGGCUAUCGGAGAGCCUUAAACUCAGAUACGAAGAAGCAGAGGUACGGAGGAACCUGGAUGAGAAGGAGAGGCAGGAGGAAAAUAAGCGGAAAGAGGAGAAACCAGAAAAGGGCACAGACUGGGGCUCUUCAAAAGAGGCAGGAGGAGCUGAGAAGGAUAAGAAGAUAAGAUGGGGGCAGAAGGACAAUAAGAAGGAGACCGCAGUAGCCCCUCCUGGGGGGGUGACUGCAGAACAGCUCUUUAAGAUGAUGAAGGAUCAGAGCAUGAGAAUCAUCGUCAUGGAUGCCAGGAGCAGGAGUGAUUUUGAAGAGUCACGGAUCCAAGUGCCCACACAGCAGUGUAUCUGUGUUCCUGAGGAAGUCCUUCGCCCAGGGAUAACGGUCAAUCAAAUUGAAGUGAAUUUACCUGAGGAGUCGAGAGGAGAGUGGGAGUGCCGUGGGUUGGCUGAUUACAUUGUCCUGUUGGACUGGUCGAGCUCUGCCAAAGACCUGAAACUGGGAUCCACGCUUCGCAGUCUGAAGGAUGCCCUCUACAAGUGGGACAGCAAAACUGUCCUGCAUAAUGAACCCCUGGUGUUGGAGGGGGGCUACGAGAACUGGUUACUCUUCUACCCCAUGUACACUUCGAAUGCUAAAGUCAAACCCCCAAGGCUGGAAACCGUUGACGUCAUCCCUAAAUUGAACUUCAGCUACCCUUCACUUGAGGAGCCCAAACCCCUUGCCCCACCUGAGGUCAUACCAAAACCUGAGCCUAUGCAGGUGAAUGGAAAUUUGACAAAUAUGGAGGUGAAACAAGUGGAGGCAGAAGGACCAGCUGUGACUGAUCAAACCCUUGAGGAAAAACCCAAAAAAGGCUCAUCCAGCCAGCCUGGAACCAAAGCCAAACCUGUACCACAGAUUGAUCGCACAAAAAAGCCCACCGUCAAAAGGUCUGACAGUUCCAAGACCAUCAGUAUGACAACUAAAGAUCAACAGCCAGUGCAAAAUGGGCCUGUAAUUCCAAACCAUUCUGCUCAGAUAGGCGUCGGGCCCAAGUCCUCCAUAACAACAGAGGAGAAGAGCAAGAUACAACAGGAGCCAGUGCAGGCGCUACAGAAGGUUGAGCCAGAGAGAAGGAGGCAAGGGGACAAUUCCAACCAAGAAGGCCGACAGAGUGACAAGGAGGACAGCGAGAAGAUAAAGGACAGCCGGGGGGAGGAGAAAGAGGAGCGACGGCAAGACAAGAAACGCUUGGAGAGGCAGAAGGCAGCAAAAGAUGAGCAUGAAGAGGAAAUUAAUGAGGCAAAAGAAAGGAGAAGGUACAAUGAUGAAGGUGUUGACAAAGCGAAGGGCACAUCGCUAGAGUCACAUGUCCCAAAGAGCAUAGUCAAUGAGAUCAAGCGUGAGCCCUUGACCAGAGCAAGGAGUGAGGAGAUGGGAAGGUCUGUCCCAGGCCUGCCCGAUGGCUGGAUGAAGUUCCUAGAUACGGUAACGGGAACCUACCGCUACUACCACUCUCCUACCAACCGGGUGCACCUAUACCCGCCCGAGGUCUCCCAGACUCCCCCUGCCACACCACCUGCCCCCAAACAAAAGCCAGGGAAGGGCCGUACCAUAGAACCCGAGAGCGAGCACACCAAACUCAAACGCUCCUACUCAUCCCCUGACAUAACGCAGUCCCUGCAAGAUGAGGGUGUUACAAAGCUUAUUGCCACACCCUUUGUCAACAGAGACACCAAGCCACCCAGGGUAAUGCCUUACACCAAAGCCGAGAUCACCAGGCUGUCUGCUGCAAAGAUCCGAAACCUCAACCCUGUUUUCGGGGGCCUGGGGCCCUCCCUGACUGGACUGCGCAACCUGGGCAACACUUGCUACAUGAACUCCAUCUUGCAGUGUCUGUGUAACACUCCGGCUAUGGCUGAAUACUUCAAUAAGAAUUAUUACCAGGAGGAUAUCAAUAGGGCCAACAUUUUGGGCCACAAGGGUGAGGUGGCAGAGGAAUUUGGUGUCAUCAUGAAGGCUUUGUGGUCUGGACUUUACAAAUACAUCAGCCCCCUAGACUUCAAGGUCACCAUUGGAAAAAUUAAUGAACAGUUUGCUGGCUAUGAGCAGCAGGACUCGCAGGAACUUCUGCUCUUCCUCAUGGAUGGUCUUCAUGAGGACCUGAACAAAGCUGACAAUCGCAAGCGGUGCAAAGAGGAAACAAUCGACCACCUAGAUGACUUCAAGGCGGCAGAAUUGGCCUGGAGCAAACACAAGCUGUUGAAUGAGUCCAUCAUUGUGGCGCUGUUCCAAGGCCAGUUCAAGUCCACGGUGCAGUGUCUUACUUGCUACCGCAAGUCCCGUACGUUUGAGACGUUCAUGUACCUGUCCCUACCUUUGGCAUCUGCGCACAGGUGCUCUCUACAGGAUUGCCUGAAGCUUUUCUCCAAAGAAGAGAAGCUGACAGACAGCAACAGGGUCUUCUGCAGGCAUUGCAAAGCCCACAGGGAUUCCACUAAGAAGUUAGAAAUCUGGAAGGUUCCGCCAAUUCUGCUAGUGCACUUAAAACGGUUCUCCUACGAAGGUCGAUGGAAACAGAAGCUUCAGACAGCAGUUGACUUCCCUCUUGAAAACUUGGACCUGACCCAAUAUGUUAUCGGCCCUAGACACAACUUGAAAAAGUAUAAUUUGAUUGGUGUUUCUAACCACUACGGAGGCCUGGAUGGUGGACACUAUACAGCCUAUUGUAAGAAUGCCCAGAAACAGCGCUGGUUCAAGUUCGACGACCACGAGGUCCUUGAUAUCUCUGCGUCCUCGGUGAAGACCUCAGCUGCCUAUAUCUUCUUCUACUCGGCUCUGUGAAGGCUGGUCAAACCAUCGAGCCCUGCAUGCUGAUCGAGCCGCUGAGGAUGAAGGCGGGUGGACGCUACCCGUGGCAGGAGGGCCAGUUGAUGCGGUUAGCCAGGUGUUACACGGGUGCAGCCUUCAGCAGACAGGACAGAGGCCUACAUGGCUGUCCGUGUCAUGCAGCAGCGCUGCAGCUCAUAGAGGAUCAUGUAGAAGUUUAACACUUCAUCUAUCAGUACUCUUCACAGUAGUUUGAAGCAAGUAUAUUCUGUCUGCAAGACCAGGUCUAAACACAAGUCUUGCGAAAAACGCUUACAAAGUCUAACAGUAUUAAGCAGCCUAUAGCAUCUUUCGGUUGUACUGAUAUGGAACUUGAGAUGUUCCAGUAGUUUUUCCUCAGUGUGUUGGACUUGUCACAUAGCUGAUCUUAAGCUUUCGUGUACCGUGAGUAUAUUAGGCUAAAGAGAUUGGCAUCAUGUACAGUGCACAAACAUGCAUACACUACAUACAUAUGUAUUUUCAUUCACAGGGGUUUGUUGAAACCUGUGUGCAUAUUAUUAAGACGAAAUGUCCAUCCACUACUGUGUAUAAGUGACCAAGCUCUCCUGGAAAGAGGCACUUGCAUGCUCAGCUUUACCAAGAAAGUAGGCCAUUUUGACUGACAACUUUUUGUUUUCAGACUUUCUGGGCCUCUUCCCCAUUUCUUGAGUGACUUUAGGGGACCACUUGUUGGGACGUUGGAAACAUGUGAAUACUGGUAGUAGUUUGACAGGUUCUGUGCUUAACACUUCAUCUGAGACCAGAUAUUCUCAAGUCUCUUCGUUCUUGUCUACUUUUUUCUGACAUGAUCAGCCUGGUUCUUAAGUUAACUAAGUACUUAAAAAACAAACACUUCAGAAUGUAAGAUUCUUUCAGCUUAUCUAAAUGUGCCAGAUCCCCAGAGUGAAAAUAUCUUCUAAAGAUAAAAAAAAAAAAAACUGAAGUUGUGUUUUUUUUUUCCACCUAACAAAGCACUCUUUAAACAUUACUCAAGGAAAGCUUUCCAGCAAUGAAACAUGUCAUAACGUGAUGAGGAAGCGCAAGUGAUACUCAUUGCCACGCUUCUCCUGUGCAGGGCCUGUCGACUUUCGUUUUGAGUCAGCAUCUUGCAAGAGGGAGAGAGGAAACAUUAUGUACUUGUCUGCCAUAGUGUGUUUCACUGCACAGUGUGUGUUCACCUGCACUGAUUGUAGGGGUCCUAAUGAGCAGCAGUGUAUGUGUGCUGGUUUCCCAGCUCUUAUUAAACCACCGUCACACCAGCAUGAAGAAAGAAGAAAAAAAGAUAUUUUUUCAUGUGCGUGCUUAGGUGUGUAAGAGUAAGGAAAACAGGAACAUACACUAGCUCACCAGGACCUCUGACAAUGUCCUUCAAAAAGCAUCACUUUGUCAGAACAAAGCAUAGGGAGGAGGGUGGAGUCAGUGUUACUCAUUACUGCUUUAACGUGUUGAAGCUUCAACAAGGUGCCUUGGAGCUAGAUUAUUACAGAUGAGAGAAAGCACAAACCCGGGAGGUUGUACCUGCUGGGCAGAGUCCAACACAACAAACAGUGGAAUGUCAUAAAUCCUUCACCUUUAACCGUUAAUCUAGCAUGAAUGGGCCCGUUUGGAAUUAUUUAUAUUAAACCUGUGUUCCUUGAUGCCAUGACAUUUGACACUUGUACUAUAACCUAAAAACACGACAUUUGUCAUAUUAAAAGUGCACCAAAUAAUUAAAAUCAGGAAAUAAAAAAGGCACAAUGUGUUGUCAUUCAGUAGCCUGCAGAUGGAGCUAGUGGUUUUGACAGCCAUUUGGAGGAUCACCGGUGACCCUGAACAACGAUUCUGGUCUGUUUGAACUUAGCCAUGAGUAAAGUUUGUUUUCUCUGCAAGUAAUAUGUUGUGGCAUGUUUUUCCCCUCCUGAAACCAUAAAAAGUGAUGUGACAGCCUGAUUUCCUUGAGCAUGUGUGUGGGUUUGGUGAUGAGAGCUGGGUACAUACCACCACGAUUACUCACUCCUACUCGUUAACACAUCACGGUACAGCCUGAAGCUUACACCACAAAGACAGGUCCCUUCUGACAUAU
This is a messenger RNA of Scleropages formosus (Asian bonytongue), 5539 nucleotides long. Its product is annotated as ubiquitin carboxyl-terminal hydrolase 8-like. Gene Ontology annotation, molecular function: cysteine-type deubiquitinase activity. Bases 322 to 3453 code for a protein of 1043 amino acids. Gene Ontology annotation, biological process: protein deubiquitination. NCBI's taxonomy places the organism in Eukaryota, Metazoa, Chordata, Actinopteri, Osteoglossiformes, Osteoglossidae. The record is from RefSeq and is a predicted model, not a curated record. The transcript has 19 exons.